AUGGCUCCGACGGCAUCCUCUUCCAAGAAGGCUCCAGCAAUGAAGACCCUGAAAACAACCCUGCGGUCACUGCUUAACAUGUUCCAGGACAUUUGUGGGUUUGCGGAGAAUUUAAGUGAAGUGACAAGUGCUAGUCAGGUAACGGUUCGUCUGGAGAAACUAGAUGAGUUAUGGGAGAAGGUAAACGAGAUGAUUCUGGAAAUCGAGAUACACGAUGACUACGACGAAAAAGAGGACGACUGUUUCAAGCAGCGAUCGGCGUUCGGCAGCAAGUAUUAUGACUUGAAGUCCUUGCUGUUGGACAAGGUCAAGGAGUUUGAGGAACCAGCAGUUCUCAACCAAUCGACCCGAAGCUUGGACACGUCGCACCAACCAAUUGGGGAGCAUGUGCGACUGCCGCGAAUAAUGUUGCAGACCUUCGACGGCAACAUCGAUGAUUGGCUGAGUUUCCGUGAUCUGUUUAUAUCGCUCAUACACAGGAAGGUGGAAUUACCGGAGGUAGAAAAGUUUCACUACCUUAAGGGGUGCUUGGCAGGCGAGGCCAAGGCCCUUGUGGAUCCGUUGGUUAUUACAAGAGCAAACUAUCAAAUCGCCUGGGAUACAUUGAUGAAGCGCUACAACGAUAGCAAGCAGCUGAAGCGGCGCCAAAUCCAGGCACUUUUCAAACUCCCAAAGCUGACUAGGGAGUCGGCAGUCGAUUUGCAGUCCCUGCUGGAGGGAUUCGAGAGAACUACUCAAACAUUGGACCAGUUAGUUCAGCCCGUCGAUUACAAGGAUCUGCUGCUUCUGGAUAUCUUGUGCGCUCGCCUGGAUCCAGCGACACGGAGAAGCUGGGAGGAAUUCUCGUCCACCAAGGAGCACGAUACUAUAAAAGACCUGACUGACUUCCUGCAGCGCAGGGUUAAGGUUUUAGCAUCCCUACCAUCCAAGCUCUCCGAUUCCAAGGUGGAAUAUUCCCAAGCCAAGAAGAGAUCUCCCAAUCCUCGUUCAAGUUACAGUAUCGUUCACAGUUCAGGUGCAAAUUGUGCUGCAUGUCGAGAGGACCAUCUUCUUUACCAGUGUCCAACCUUCCAAGACAUGUCCGUUUCCGAUCGUGACAGAUUGUUACGAAGCCAAGCACUUUGCCGCAACUGCUUCAAACGUGGACAUCGAGCGCUGGAAUGCCCUUCUCGAUUCUUAUGCCGGAACUGCAAAGGCAAACACCACACAUUGGUUUGCUUCCGACCAUCUUCAAAUGGAUAUGAAAACGGAUCACCGAGCGCUCGAACUUCUGCAGUGGGCACUAGUUCUCAAUCAGAAAGAGGAAGAUCUCCCCGUGGAACGCCAACGCAGGUGUCGUCGAAUGUUUCUGGAAAUCGUACGUCGUCGGUACUUCUUGCAACGGCCAUAGUUAUUGUCGAAGAUGAAGAUGGAGUCCGUGUUCCAGCUAGAGCAUUGUUAGACUCCGGAUCAGAAUGCAAUUUUAUGACUGACCGUUUUUCUCAGCAGUUAAAAGUCCAACGACAGCGGUCAGAUAUCGAGGUUUACGGAAUCGGGCAAGCUAACAUGAAAGUGAAGCACAAGGUCACAGCCACCUUAAAAUCGCGAGUAACAGGGUUCUCGCGAAAGAUGGAAUUUCUAUUAUUACCGAAGGUGACAGCAAAUCUUCCAAUAGCCAAUGUGGACAUGGCUGGAUGGGAAGUUCCAGCCGGCGUAGAAUUGGCAGAUCCAGCCUUUUUUACAUCUAAGACUGUCGACCUGGUGUUAGGAAUACAACACUUCUUCACUUUCUUCAAUAACGGAAACGAGGUUAGUCUUGGAGAAGGUUUUCCUACGCUCACGGAGUCGGUGUUCGGAUGGGUGGUAUCCGGAUGUGUAAAUGGGUUGCACAGUAACCACCGCAUAUCCUGCAAUAUAGCAGUCAGUCUAGAGGAGUUACUGACUCGAUUCUGGUCAUGUGAGGAAGUGGAAGAGCAGCUGGGAAGCAAUGAAGGGAUUCGUUGUUACUUACCUCAUCAUCCUGUAGUCAAGGAGGAAAGCACCACAACCAAGGUCCGAGUAGUAUUUGAUGCGUCGUGUAAAACGAUAACAGGGACGUCGCUCAACGAUACGCUGCUGGCGGGACCGGUCAUCCAGGAUGAUCUUCGGUCAAUUAUCCUGCGGAGCAGAACAAGGCAAAUCAUGGUGGUUUCGGAUGUUGAAAAAAUGUUUCGACAAAUUCGAAUUAGCAAGGAGGACACCCCACUACAAAGUAUUCUGUGGCGAACGGAUCCUAGUGAGAUCAUUCAUUAG
Molecule: messenger RNA, 2271 nt
Organism: Armigeres subalbatus
Lineage: Eukaryota; Metazoa; Arthropoda; Insecta; Diptera; Culicidae
Exons: 2
Coding region: 1-2271 (756 amino acids)
Molecular function (GO): zinc ion binding; nucleic acid binding
Source: RefSeq, a predicted model, not a curated record